AUGGCGCCGGAUUCCCAGUCGUCGAGUGAUGGCCCUCCCAACAGCAAGGAGGUCUAUAGGGAAGCUCCAACCCAGCCAUAUCAUGAAGAUGUCGAGUCUGGCCAGCAACAAGGACUUCUACAUAAGAACCUGCAAGGUCGACAUAUGCAGAUGAUUGCGAUCGGUGGUUCUAUCGGUGCCGGCCUCUUCGUUGCCUCGGGCGGUGCGCUGCAGAGCGGUGGUCCUGCUUCCCUGGUAAUCUGCUAUGUCAUCAUUGGUGUGAUGAUUCUGUGCACCGUGGAGGCACUGGGAGAAUUGGCGGUGCUAUAUCCCGUCAAUGGUGCCUUCUUCGACUAUGGUGUGCGAUUCAUUGAGCCAUCCUGGGGCUUUGCCAUGGGCUGGCAGUAUGCUCUUAGUUGGCUGAUCAUCUUUCCCUUUGAGAUCACAGCUGCGGGCCAGACAAUCGACUACUGGCACCAUUACAAUAUCGGCAUUUGGAUCGCAGUCUUCUUUGCUGUAUUGUUUAUAAUCCAGCUCUUUGGCGUUCGAGGGUACGGUGAGGUGGAGUUCGUCCUCGCUGUCAUCAAGAUCAUAGCCGUGCUUGGGUUCAUCAUCUUUGGCAUCAUUGUCGAUUGUGGAGGGGUGCCUUCCGAUGACCGUGGAUACAUUGGCUUUCGAUACUGGGAUAGCAGUAAACCAGGCGGCAACAAAGCGUUCAGGAAUGACUUCAAGGGAUUUUGUUCAGUCUUCACCGUUGCUGCGUUCGCCUUUGCUGGUACAGAAAUGGUGGGUCUAGCUGCCGCGGAAGCGAAGGAUCCACGCAAGUCUCUGCCCAAAGCCACUCGACAGGUGUUUUGGCGCAUCGCUGGAUUCUAUGUUAUCUCACUUCUCAUCGUUGGCUUGAUCGUGCCUAACAACUCGGACGACCUCCGUGGGUCAUCCGGAGCAAAUACGAAAGCCUCACCGUUCGUCCUGGCCAUCGAAUACGCCGGCGUGUCGGGCUUGCCAUCUGUCUUCAACGCGGUCAUCACCAUCGCCGUCAUCAGCGUUGCGAACUCGUCCAUAUACGGCAGCACCCGAACAAUGCAGGCACUCGCUUUGCGCGGUAUGGGUCCUAAAUGGCUGGCCUAUGUCGACAAGAAGGGCCGUCCAUUGUGGGCGGUAGCCAUCGCCCUGGCUUUCGGUAUGCUGGCUUUCGUCAACGAAGCCAAGGAUGGUGGCGAUGUUUUCACGUGGCUGUUGGCCCUGAGCAGUCUGUCCAACUUCUUCGUCUGGGGCUCGAUCUGCCUUAGUCAUAUGCGAUUUCGCCUUGCAUGGAAGGCAGCUGGUCGCUCGCUCGAUGAUCUUCCAUUUCGUUCAGACACGGGUUUCUGGGGCAGCGCAAUCGGCUUCACUAUCGUGUGCAUAUGCUUGGUCGCAACAUUCUACGUCAGUCUAUUCCCGAUUGGCGGAGACCCCGAUGCCGAAGUCUUCUUCGAAACUUAUCUAGCUGCUCCCAUCAUCAUUGCCUUGUGGGCAUUCUGGAAGCUCUGGACCAGGCAAUGGCGACUCUUCACACCGCUGCGAGAGAUCGACAUCGACACGGGGAUGAGAGAGUACAUUGGUAGCAUGCCAGAGCCGCCGACCAACGCGUUCCGCCGGCUAGCCAAGAUCAUCUUUUGA
Messenger RNA from Cyphellophora europaea CBS 101466, 1641 nucleotides. RefSeq lists its product as uncharacterized. Gene Ontology annotation, cellular component: membrane. Gene Ontology annotation, molecular function: amino acid transmembrane transporter activity. The coding region runs from base 1 to 1641 and encodes 546 amino acids. NCBI's taxonomy places the organism in Eukaryota, Fungi, Ascomycota, Eurotiomycetes, Chaetothyriales, Cyphellophoraceae. The transcript is spliced from 7 exons. Gene Ontology annotation, biological process: amino acid transmembrane transport. The record is from RefSeq and is a predicted model, not a curated record.